GGUUGGCAUCUGUCUCUUCUCGCCGUCGUACUGCUCAGCUUGGUCGGCGUCCGUCGUGUAUCCGGCCUCACUCUGCUCGCCGAGUGAGCCGUCUGUACUUGAUCCUCCCCAUCGCCCGCCAGCGCGCCCCGCACGGUCCCUCCUUUCCUUCUACUUCGUUCCGUAUUUCUCUUAUCCUUCUCUCUUCCUUCGCCCUCCUAAUUCCGCCCUCGCCCGGCCUGCCGCCUACGUCUGCAUCUGCGAUCUAGCACGAGCCUCAGCCCGCCUGCACCCACCGCGAUCCCGCCCGCGAGAUCGAGAUACACACCAGGCCAUGUCUGCCUCAGCGUCGUCCUCCUCGCCCACCCCCGCCGCCGGCCCCAGCUCGCUCGGCGUGCGGCCAAACGGCGAGAUUGGCAACGAACAGAACAGCGUGGUGAUCAAGGUCGGCAUGCUGGGGGACUCGCAGAUCGGGAAGACGAGUCUGAUGGUGAAGUACGUCGAGGGGCACUUUGACGAGGACUACAUCCAGACGCUAGGCGUGAAUUUCAUGGAGAAGACGAUCACCGUCCGGCGGACGUCCAUCACGUUUUCGCUCUGGGAUCUCGGCGGGCAGCGCGAGUUCGUCAACAUGCUCCCGCUCGUCUGCAACGACGCCGUCGCAAUAUUAUUCAUGUUCGACCUGUCGCGGAAGUCCACGCUCAACUCAGUGAAGGAGUGGUAUCGACAAGCGCGGGGAUUCAACAAGACAGCAAUACCCUUUCUAAUCGGCACGAAAUUCGACACGUUUUCCACCUUUCCAAGAGACGAGCAAGAGGAGAUUACAAAGCAGGCAAAACGCUUCGCAAAAGCGAUGCACGCGUCGCUCAUCUUCUGCUCGACGUCCGCGUCGAUCAACGUGCAGAAGAUCUUCAAGAUCGUGCUCGCCAAGGCGUUCGACCUCAAGUGCGUCAUCCCCGAGAUCGACGGCGUCGGCGAGCCCGUACUCAUGUACGUCGACGUAUGACGGGCGCGCGGGGCUCGGGUGCGGGAUGCGGGGUGCUUGGG
Rhodofomes roseus is the source of this 1026-nucleotide messenger RNA. RefSeq names its product small GTPase. NCBI's taxonomy places the organism in Eukaryota, Fungi, Basidiomycota, Agaricomycetes, Polyporales, Fomitopsidaceae. The transcript has 5 exons. Bases 314 to 985 code for a protein of 223 amino acids. The record is from RefSeq and is a predicted model, not a curated record. Gene Ontology annotation, molecular function: GTP binding; GTPase activity.